AUGUCUACUUUCGGUAAGUUCUUUCGUGUAACCACUUACGGUGAAUCUCACUGUAAAUCAGUCGGCUGUAUAGUCGAUGGUGUACCACCAGGAAUGACAUUGACUGAAGAAGAUAUUCAACCGCAAUUGACAAGAAGAAGACCAGGUCAAAGUAAAUUGUCUACUCCAAGACAAGAAAAAGAUCGUGUCGAAAUUCAAUCUGGUGUAGAAUUUAAUAAGACUUUAGGUACUCCAAUCGCUAUGAUCGUUAAAAAUGAAGACCAUAGACCAAAGGAUUAUUCAGAAAUGGAUCUUUACCCAAGGCCAUCCCAUGCUGAUUUUACCUAUUCGGAAAAAUACGGUAUCAAAGCUUCAUCCGGUGGUGGUAGAGCUUCUGCAAGAGAAACUAUCGGUAGAGUUGCUGCAGGUGGUAUCGCUGAAAAAUUCUUAAAACAAGUAUCAAAUGUCGAAAUUGUUGCAUUUGUCUCACAAAUUGGUGAAAUUAAAAUGGAUAGAACCUUUAAUGACCCUAAAUUCCAACAUCUUUUGAAUACUAUAACUAGAGAAAAAGUUGACUCUAUAGGUUACAUCAGAUGUCCCGAUGUCACUGUCGCUAGUGACAUGGUCAAAGAAAUUGAAAAAUACAGGGGUCAAAAGGACUCUAUCGGUGGUGUGGUCACAUGUGUAGUGAGAAAUUUACCAACUGGGUUGGGUGAACCUUGUUUCGAUAAAUUAGAAGCAAUGCUAGCUCAUGCAAUGUUAUCUAUUCCAGCGUCUAAAGGUUUCGAGAUCGGUUCAGGUUUCCAAGGUGUCAGUAUACCUGGUUCCCAACAUAACGACCCAUUCUAUAUGGAUGAAGAAACUGGAAGAUUAAGAACAAAGACAAAUAACUCAGGUGGUACCCAAGGUGGUAUCUCUAAUGGUGAAAAUAUUUACUUCUCUGUGCCAUUCAAGUCCGUCGCCACCAUCUCUCAAGAACAAAAGACCGCAACUUACGACGGUAAAGAUGGUAUUCUUGCCGCCAAAGGUAGACAUGAUCCAGCUGUCACCCCAAGAGCAAUUCCAAUUGUGGAAGCAAUGACUGCUUUAGUAUUAGCUGACGCUCUAUUAAUUCAAAAAUCAAGGGAUUUUGCCAGAAGUGUUGUCAAUUAA
Messenger RNA from Kazachstania africana CBS 2517, 1131 nucleotides. It is a transcript of the gene ARO2, whose product is annotated as bifunctional chorismate synthase/riboflavin reductase [NAD(P)H] ARO2. Gene Ontology annotation, biological process: aromatic amino acid biosynthetic process; chorismate biosynthetic process. The record is from RefSeq and is a predicted model, not a curated record. The transcript has a single exon. Lineage: Eukaryota; Fungi; Ascomycota; Saccharomycetes; Saccharomycetales; Saccharomycetaceae. Gene Ontology annotation, molecular function: FMN binding; chorismate synthase activity. Bases 1 to 1131 code for a protein of 376 amino acids. Gene Ontology annotation, cellular component: cytosol.